AUGGCUUCUUUUUCUCUAACUCAUCAGUCAUCUAAUUCUUAUUCUUCUUCGGUGUUCUUUAGUGCUAUUUUUUUUCUUGUCUUCAUUGUUUCUUUCUCUAAUGCUCAACCAGCUUCUUCAUCUCGACCUCAAGGAGUUGUACUUCCAGUAACUAAAGAUUCCUCAACUCUUCAGUAUCUGACAUAUAUUAAGCAAGGAACUCCUCUAGUCGCUGAAAGCCUAGUUGUUAAUUUGGCUGGUGAAAUCCUAUGGGUUGAUUGUCAGGAAGGCUAUGUUUCAUCAUCUAACCGCUCCCUCAAUUGCCUCGGAAGCGAGUGCCUAAAGCUUCAGAAAAUUUCUAAAUCAUGUGGACCCUAUUCUGACCCUAUCAUGUGGACACUGUGUCCAGAUGUAACGGUUCGUAAUUUUUCAUUCGGUUGCGGAUCAACUUCUCUCUUAAAGGGGCUUGCGGAGAGGGUUAAAGGAAUGGCUGGUUUCGGACCUUUCGCAGUUUCAGUUCCUUUACAGCUUUCAUUGUCCUUUCGUAUCCCAAGAGUAUUUGCAAUGUGCCUGCCAUCAUCAACAUCAUCCAAAGGUGUCAUAUUUAUUGGUGGGGGACCUUACAUAAUGCAACCAGGAAAUGAUCUCUCAACUUCACUUACCUACACACCAUUCUAUACUAAUCCUAUUGCGUUUUCAACAUCAGAAUAUUACAUUCAAGUAAACUCAAUCAAAAUCCGCGAAGCAAAAAUUCCAAUGUAUAGCAAUUCUACCGAGUAUCGGUUCCGUAUACUAACUACUAUUAACACCUUAAUUCCUUACACUGUUAUGCGCACAUCAAUUUAUAAUCAAUUCACUAGCAUAUUUAGCGAGCAAGCUAAAGCUAUGAAUAUUCCUAGAGUGGCUCCGGUAGCACCGUUUGGCACUUGUUUUGAUUCAAGGAAUAUUUCAGGUUCAUGCAUGGGCGCUGUUGUGCCAGUGAUCAGUCUCGUCUUGCAUAAAGAGAAUAUAGUUUGGAAGAUAUUCGGACCAAAUUCUAUGGUGAGGGUUAGUGAUGAAGUAUCGUGUUUGGGAUUCGUCCAUCGAGGUAAUGACGCAAACAUGCUAGUUAUUGGUGGGUAUCAGUUGGAAGACAAUCUGUUGGAGUUCAAUCUUGCUAAAAUGAGGUUGGGAUUUACUACAACACUUGGUAGACGUAGACAAACAAGUUGCUCUAACUUCGAUUUCCAAUAA
This is a messenger RNA of Papaver somniferum (opium poppy), 1212 nucleotides long. RefSeq names its product basic 7S globulin 2-like. The transcript is spliced from 2 exons. Gene Ontology annotation, biological process: proteolysis. The record is from RefSeq and is a predicted model, not a curated record. Lineage: Eukaryota; Viridiplantae; Streptophyta; Magnoliopsida; Ranunculales; Papaveraceae. Gene Ontology annotation, molecular function: aspartic-type endopeptidase activity. Bases 1 to 1212 code for a protein of 403 amino acids.